UCUCUCACCUCUCCCGCCCCGUGGGACUGGAUCCAGAUGUGAGGGGAACAGUCCCCAGGGACCCCUGUCAGCGUUUAAAAGGCCUCAGACCUCAGUCUGGGCCUCAGCUCGACCUUCCCAACAUGUGGAAGCUGCUGAUUUUGAGUGUGCUGUUGGAGGCAGUCUUUGGCAAUGAGAACUUUGUGGGGCACCAGGUUCUCCGAAUCUCUGCAGCUGAUGAAGCCCAGGUGCAGAAAGUGAAGGAGCUGGAGGAUUUGGAGCAUCUGCAGUUGGACUUCUGGCGAGACCCUGUCCGGCCUGGAAUCCCCAUCGAUGUCCGAGUGCCCUUCUCCAGUAUCCAGUCAGUCAAAGUCUUCCUGGAAUCCCACGGUAUCAACUAUGAGAUCAUGAUUGAAGACAUUCAGACACUGCUGGAUGAGGAACAGAAGCAGAUGUCUGCCUUCCAGGCCAGGGCCCUGUCCACCAAAACCUUCAAUUACGCCACCUAUCAUACCCUGGAUGAGAUCUACGAAUUCAUGGACUUGCUGGUGACAGAGAACCCACAGCUUGUAAGCAAGAUCCAGAUCGGCAACACUUUUGAAGGUCGUCCCAUUUAUGUACUGAAGUUCAGCACUGGAGGGACCAACCGCCCAGCCAUCUGGAUUGACACUGGCAUCCAUUCCCGGGAAUGGGUCACCCAGGCCAGUGGCGUCUGGUUCGCGAAAAAGAUCACUGAAGACUACGGCCAAGACGCAGCUUUCACAGCCAUUCUUGACAACAUGGACAUCUUCCUGGAGAUUGUCACCAACCCUGAUGGUUUUGCCUACACCCACAAAACGAAUCGCAUGUGGCGCAAGACUCGAUCACGCACACAGGGCUCUCUCUGUGUUGGAGCGGACCCCAACAGGAACUGGGACGCUGGCUUUGGGCUCGCCGGAGCUAGUAGCAACCCCUGCUCGGACACUUACCAUGGCAAGUUUGCCAACUCUGAAGUAGAGGUCAAGUCCAUCGUGGACUUUGUGACAAACCACAGAAACAUCAAGGCCUUCAUCUCCAUCCACAGCUACUCUCAACUCCUUCUCUACCCCUAUGGCUAUACAUCAGAACCAGCCCCCGACAAGGAAGAGCUGGAUCAGCUAGCUAAGUCUGCUGUGACGGCCUUGACAUCUCUGUAUGGGACCAAGUACAAGUAUGGCAGCAUCAUUGACACAAUCUAUCAAGCCAGUGGGAGCACUGUUGACUGGACCUACAGCCAGGGCAUCAAGUAUUCUUUCACUUUUGAGUUGCGGGACACUGGGCUCAGAGGCUUCUUGCUGCCUGCCUCCCAGAUCAUCCCCACAGCUGAGGAGACAUGGCUGGCCCUUCUAACCAUCAUGGACCACACCUUCAAACACCCAUACUAAAGCAGCACUUUACCCCCCUACCCCUCCCUUCUCCCUAGCCCCAUCUGGGUAACUCAAUAAAAUUGA
Messenger RNA from Peromyscus californicus insignis, 1448 nucleotides. RefSeq names its product carboxypeptidase A1 (gene Cpa1). The record is from RefSeq and is a predicted model, not a curated record. The transcript has 10 exons. Gene Ontology annotation, biological process: proteolysis. The coding region runs from base 123 to 1382 and encodes 419 amino acids. Gene Ontology annotation, molecular function: metallocarboxypeptidase activity; zinc ion binding. Lineage: Eukaryota; Metazoa; Chordata; Mammalia; Rodentia; Cricetidae.